AUGGCGAAAAAGAUCCUCGACGUCAAUGAAAAAGUCUACAUCGUGCCGAAAUAUCUCAUCUCCCGAAUCAUCGGACAGAAGGGAAAACAGAUUCAAGAAAUCAUCGACAAUUCCAAAAUCUCAAAAGUGCGAUUUCCAAACGACCAGGAAUCUGGGGAGAUUCUCGAGCGGCGGGGAAUUCAAGAAUCGUCCGCUUGGGAAAAAGCUGUCAUCAUCUUUAUCGGCUGCCAAAGCUCCUUGGAACGGGCGGAAAUGCUGAUGGACUAUCUCGUCGCCUCGCUGGAAGAAACCGAUCAAUUUUCCGAAGAACCCAAGAAUCGGGCAAUUCAAAGACAGAAGAAACAAGGGCAGCGGGAAAACUCAGAGUUCAAGUUGAAAAUCAUCCAAGAAAAGAACCAACUGGUCACUUCUGGAUAUUCGACCGAUUCUUCGAUUACCUCGAAUUCGAAAAGAAGACGAGGCUGUCGAGGAGGACGAAAACAUCGACGAAAGAACUCUUCGUCGUUCUCUGACAAUGGCCUAAGUGGCUUUUCUGAGUCCGACACAGGAAUCUACUCAGAGCUCUCUAUCUCCGACAUGGAAUCAACCGACGCCCAAAAAUCCUCUCCACGAAAAAGCCUUGAAAGUCUUGCGGAAAUCAACUCCGUACUUUCUCCGGACGAGUACGAACUUCAGCUUGAAGAAGAGCUUCUUUCUCCAGAUGAGCCAGCUACUCCAGAAUCUGGCUCGAUCAGUCUAGAAGGGUCGGAUUUGACGGCGCUGAGUGAUUUUGACAGUUUGGAGAAUAUGGACAUGGAUUGGGCUGAUGACGAUGUUCACGGAGGAACUCCUGUUUACUCUGAAGGGGAGCCAAUCUUCGAAUACCCAGAAACAAAAGCCUACCCCGAACCAAUCAGCUACAGAAAAGCACUCGUCAAAAACUUGGACAUUGACGAGCGCCUCAGAAAUCUGCAAAGCGAAAUCAAGGAAGAAACCAAGAAGCGAAUGAGAGGCACUCGAGGCGGAAAGAAAAUGCGAAAGCGAAAUUCGAAGAAGAAAAAUUCAAGCGAUUGA
Messenger RNA from Oikopleura dioica, 1053 nucleotides. The record is from the annotation of a GenBank genome assembly. Lineage: Eukaryota; Metazoa; Chordata; Appendicularia; Copelata; Oikopleuridae.